Molecule: messenger RNA, 3275 nt
Organism: Psammomys obesus (fat sand rat)
Lineage: Eukaryota; Metazoa; Chordata; Mammalia; Rodentia; Muridae
Gene: Atp6v0a4
Product: ATPase H+ transporting V0 subunit a4
Exons: 21
Coding region: 273-2780 (835 amino acids)
Biological process (GO): proton transmembrane transport; vacuolar acidification
Cellular component (GO): vacuolar proton-transporting V-type ATPase, V0 domain; vacuolar proton-transporting V-type ATPase complex; plasma membrane
Molecular function (GO): ATPase binding; proton-transporting ATPase activity, rotational mechanism
Source: RefSeq, a predicted model, not a curated record
UUUUAGUGAAAAUAAGUGUUUCUGUGACUGCUUAAAAGAAGCCAGAUACACUAAUUUUAGCAGAAUUCAGAGACUGAACAAGAUUUAGAACUUAUAAGGCUGUGAGAGAAAGAGGAUGCUCACUGUCUCGAUUGGAAGUCUGAGAACCACCAGCCCACAGAAAUGGCUCAGUGGGUAAAAGGACUUGCUAUCAAGCCUGAGGACCUGAGUUCGAUUCCCAUUAGCCACAAACAACAUCCACAGACACACAGAAAAACUAAGGCUGGGCCAACAUGGCAUCUGUGUUUCGAAGCGAGGAGAUGUGUCUAUCCCAAGUGUUUCUCCAGGUGGAGGCCGCAUAUUGCUGUGUAGCCGAGCUGGGAGAGCUUGGCUUGGUUCAAUUCAAAGACCUAAAUGCAAAUGUGAACACCUUCCAGAGGAAGUUUGUGAAUGAAGUCCGGAGGUGCGAGUCGCUGGAGAGAAUCCUCCGUUUUCUGGAAGAUGAGAUGCAAAAUGAGAUUCUAAUGCAGGAGCCUGAGAAGAAUCCGGAGACUCCUCUCCCCCGGGAAAUGAUCACCCUGGAGACCACUCUGGAGAAAUUGGAAGGAGAGUUACAGGAAGCCAACCAGAACCAACAGGCUUUGAAGAAGAGCUUUUUGGAACUGACAGAACUCAAAUACCUCCUAAAAAAAACCCAGGACUUUUUUGAGACAGAAGCCAACUUAGCUGAAGAUUUCUUUGUUGAAGACACUUCAGGUCUCUUGGAGUUAAGAACCAUACCUGCAUUCAUGGCUGGAAAGUUGGGGUUCACAGCUGGUGUGAUCAACAGGGAGAGGAUGGCUUCCUUUGAGAGGCUGCUGUGGAGAGUUUGCCGGGGAAAUGUGUACUUGAAGUUUAGUGAAAUGGACACACUUCUGGAGGAUCCAGUGACGAAAGAAGAAAUUAAAAAGAAUAUAUUCAUCAUAUUUUAUCAAGGAGAACAGCUCAGGCUGAAAAUCAAGAAGAUCUGCGAUGGGUUCCGUGCUACCAUCUAUCCCUGCCCAGAACCUGCAGCUGAGCGCAGAGAGAUGCUGGCCAGUGUCAACGUGAGGCUGGAAGACUUAAUCACUGUCAUUACCCAAACCGACUCUCACCGCCAGCGCCUGCUACAGGAAGCAGCCGCCAACUGGCACUCGUGGGUCAUCAAGGUACAGAAGAUGAAGGCUGUCUACCAUGUCCUGAACAUGUGUAACAUUGACGUCACCCAGCAGUGCAUCAUCGCUGAGAUCUGGUUCCCCAUAGCGGACACCAGGCACAUUAAGAAGGCCCUGGAGCAAGGCAUGGAACUCAGUGGCUCUUCCAUGGUCCCCAUCAUGACAGAGGUGGAAACUAAAACAGACCCUCCCACCUUCAAUAGGACCAAUAAAUUUACAGCUGGCUUCCAGAACAUUGUCGAUGCAUACGGUGUAGGUAGCUACCGAGAGAUAAACCCAGCUCCCUACACCGUCAUCACCUUCCCCUUCCUCUUCGCUGUGAUGUUUGGAGAUUGUGGUCACGGAAUGGUGAUGCUAAUGGCAGCCCUGUGGAUGGUUCUGAAUGAGCGGCAACUGCUGGCUCAAAAGAGCACCAAUGAGAUCUGGAACACCUUCUUCAAUGGGCGCUACCUGAUCCUGCUAAUGGGCAUCUUCUCCAUCUACACCGGCUUGAUCUACAACGACUGCUUCUCCAAAUCUUUUAACAUCUUUGGCUCCUCUUGGAGUGUCCAGCCCAUGUUCAGAAACGGCACAUGGAAUGCUCACGUAGUAGAAAAGAGUCCAUAUUUGCAGCUGGACCCAGCCAUCCCAGGAGUGUAUUCUGGAAAUCCUUACCCAUUUGGGAUUGAUCCGAUUUGGAACCUGGCUGCAAACAAACUCACAUUUUUAAACUCCUAUAAGAUGAAGAUGUCAGUCGUCCUGGGGAUUAUUCAUAUGAUUUUUGGUGUUAUUCUCAGUCUCUUCAAUCACAUUUACUUCCGAAGACCCCUCAACAUCAUUCUGCAGUUCAUCCCCGAGAUGAUUUUCAUGCUGAGUCUGUUUGGCUACCUGGUUUUCAUGAUCAUUUUCAAGUGGUGUCGAUAUGAUGCCCACACAUCCCGGAAGGCUCCCAGCAUCCUCAUCCACUUCAUCAGCAUGUUUCUGUUUGACUACGAUGACUCCAAUGCACCCCUGUACAGCCAUCAGCAAGAAGUCCAAACUUUCCUUGUCAUUAUAGCAUUGGUCUCUGUGCCCUGGAUGCUUCUGAUUAAGCCAUUUAUUCUCAGAGCCAAGCACCAGAAAUCUCAGCUGCAUUCUUUCACGAUCCAUGAGGAUACUGUGGAUGACAUGGAGGGUGGCCACGCAAGCACCUCUGUUAAGAAGACUGCAGGUGCCCAUGGGACUAAGGGCGACCACGACGAGGAGUUUAACUUUGGAGACAUCUUUGUCCACCAAGCCAUCCACACCAUUGAGUAUUGCCUGGGCUGCAUCUCCAACACAGCCUCGUACCUUCGGCUCUGGGCCCUCAGCUUGGCUCAUGCAGAGCUGUCUGAGGUGCUCUGGACCAUGGUGAUGAGUGUCGGCCUUCGCCUUCGAGGCUGGGGAGGGCUCAUUGGGGUCUUCAUCAUUUUCGCCUUCUUCGCCGUCCUCACAGUCGCCAUCCUGCUCGUCAUGGAGGGGCUCUCAGCCUUUCUGCAUGCACUCCGGCUGCACUGGGUGGAAUUUCAGAACAAGUUCUACGAGGGGGCAGGCUCCAAGUUCUCCCCCUUCUCCUUUAAGCACAUCCUGGAAGGGGCGACUGAAGAGUAGACCUGUCUGCAUCGCCGCCGGUGCCAGUGCCAGCUGAAGAGGGUCACUCUUAUCUCCGAUGUCAGCCCAGGCCGGCUGUCCCAUGCCUACAGCCCUUCUUUGCUACCUGAAGUAUGAGGCUGUGCAAGGCGUGGCAUGUGACAGGAUUUAGCCACCUAUCUGAGGGGCUACUCUGGUGAAACAUUUGGACUUCCUGUGUAGUCUUUGUAAUUAAAUACUAAAAUAACUGGGAGAUGGAGGUGGGGUUGGGGGAGGGGACACUAGCCCACUAUCUCCUGCAAUAGUUUAUUUUUAAUUUUACUUUAUAUCUGUUUUGAAACAAGGUCUCAUUUGAGCUCUAACUGUCCUGGAAACAACAUUGUAGCCAAGGAUGGCCUUGACCUCCAGUUCCUCCUGCCCCUAUAUCCCAGUUGCUGAGGUCACAGGAGGGAGCCUCCACACAUGGAUCUCCUGCCGCAUUUCAAGUGUUAUAAUCACAAAAUUAAAUGUCUGCUU